Phytophthora infestans T30-4 is the source of this 646-nucleotide messenger RNA. Its product is annotated as nuclear transcription factor Y subunit, putative. Gene Ontology annotation, molecular function: DNA-binding transcription activator activity, RNA polymerase II-specific; protein heterodimerization activity. The coding region runs from base 175 to 561 and encodes 128 amino acids. NCBI's taxonomy places the organism in Eukaryota, Oomycota, Peronosporomycetes, Peronosporales, Peronosporaceae. Gene Ontology annotation, cellular component: nucleus. The transcript has 2 exons. Gene Ontology annotation, biological process: regulation of DNA-templated transcription. The record is from RefSeq and is a predicted model, not a curated record.
CUGAAGAGUCGAGUUGUGCUUGUCGAGUGCCUCGCAAUCUCUCUCACCCCGCGCAACCUACAAGCUUGUAGCGUCUUCCUGUUACUGCUCUCGCAUUCGUCUACUCGCGAUACGUGCUGCUCCCGUUGAAAGCUCGCAAGAAUUUCCCGUAUUAAAUCGUAAAGACUCGGAACAAUGGAAGGUCAAGUGGUGGAGCUCACUGAGGCGGAACAGGCGCAGCACCAGCUGCAGAUGGAGCAGCAGCUCAAGUCUUUCUGGGCCAAACAGUUGCUGGAGAUGGAGCAGCUCGAAGUCGGCAGCGAACAAGACUUUAAGAACCACAACGAUCUGCCGCUCGCGCGCAUCAAGCGAAUCAUGAAGUCAGACGAGGACGUCCGUAUGAUCAGUGCUGAGGCGCCUGUGCUGUUCGCCAAGGCAUGUGAGAUGUUCAUUCUGGAGCUGACGCUGCGCUCGUGGGGCUACUCCGAAAAGAAUAAGCGGCGAACGCUGCAGAAGGAGGAUAUCCAGACGGCCAUCAGGAACACGGACAUCUUUGACUUUCUCGUGGACGUCAUUAACUAAGGGAACAGCUGAAUGUACAGUCGGUCUUGCAAGACGACCACCUCGGACUGAACCUGAUAAGAAAAAAAUGUUUAUCCGACUUGAA